Messenger RNA from Pimephales promelas (fathead minnow), 2468 nucleotides. NCBI's taxonomy places the organism in Eukaryota, Metazoa, Chordata, Actinopteri, Cypriniformes, Leuciscidae. The record is from RefSeq and is a predicted model, not a curated record.
GCUUGUGAGUGUGGUUUUUCAUUCUGAAUUUUUUUCUUUUCUCUUUAGAAAAUGGUUAUCGAUAUUUUGUGUGACAAAAUGCAUCGAAAAACUAAAAAGGAGCCGAAGAAAAAGGAGUGUGGCGUGGAUAUGUCAUCUUCUCCGAAUGUGGUGGUCUCAGACGCUGUACCUGCAGAUCAUCCCAAAUCUUCCUCCUUCAUGAAACGCACAUUCAAACCUGUGCGCCGGGCUUUCCGCAGAAUACUAUCUGUGUUUCUGCCGUGUGUGUCAUCCUCUGAGCUGGACGAGUCCACCAACACUCUCACAUCCAGCAUCGACACACACACUGAUGCGACUUCUUCUCUUGCAGUCAGUGGAUCCUCUGAUCCAGAGCUUGAUCUGCUGCCUGCCAUCCAGGAGAAAGAAGCCAUCAGAGCCUUACCCAAAGAGUUGAGCACCUCCUCCAGCAACAGUGAUGGUUAUUCCUCGUCUGCAGAAUGGGAAUUUUCAGAUGUGGAGAACAUGCGAGGCUGUAGCUCUUCCAGCUCUGUGGGUUAUUCCUCCUCCGAUGAUAGCGUGAUGAUUGAUCAGCUAGCAGAACUUCAGGGAACUGAAGAUGCAACCGGAGAUGAAAACGUCUCUGAUGUGGAUUUUGACUGCGUUCUCGAUGCGCUGGCCACUGCGACGGCUCAGUCUAACGGUCUGUCUCAGGCUGAGAUACUGCGGCUCAUCCAGUGCAAUCCACAGCAGGAGCAGAUCGAGGUCGAGCAGCAGAGAGACACGGAGGAGGAGGAGGAGGAUGUAAAGCUGCCUGAUGUGUCGACAGCAUCGCCAGCUAAAAUCAAGCACUUGGGUUUUCCUAAUUUAGGGAACACCUGUUACAUGAACUCCGUGUUGCAGUGCCUCCUCGCUGCUUCCCCGUUCCGGGACGAUGUCCUUUCCCAGCGGGAGCACUGGAAUGAGGGGACCACGAUGCUUAGGACACUUACUGACCUGCAGUUGACCAGGCUAACAGGCAAUGAUGUGAAGCUAAAGGUGAAGCUCUUGUCUGCAGUCAAGCGAGCCAUUGAAACUCACCAUCCGGAGUUCAUGGGAGACCAUCAGCAGGACGCCCAUGAGUUCCUGAUGGUCUGUCUGUCCCAUUUGAAGGAGGAGGGCGAGUUUCUGCAGCGCAUCUGGCCUCAAUACACCUGCCCAGUUCGUAACAUGGAGUUCAAACUCAACCGCCUGCGCACUUGUGACAGCUGUGGCUUCCAGAGGAGCUUCCUUGAGGAUUGCAACCACCUCUUGCUGGUCAUCGGGCCUCAGAGAAGAGUCACAGACAGCCUGCAGCAGUACUUCAAAACAUCUUCAUUUGAAUGCUCCUGCAGCGAGUGUGUCGGCACUACAACCUCAGAGGCCGUGCAAUUGAUCAACUUUCCACAAGUCCUGGUUCUUCUCAUCAUGCGCUUCGACGUGAGAUCCUCGAUGUGCAAACUAAAGGAUCGACUCGAGGUUCCAGAAGAGUUUACACUGUCCUCUAAUACAGGAGGAAGCAUCAGAUUGCAGGUACAAGCUAGCUGGAGUCGUGUCCCAUCUGGGCAGCAGUUUAUAUUGUGGACACUACAUCAGUCACGUACGGGACUUCGGCGGCUCUGGUUGGCUGGAGUGCAAUGAUGCCAGCAUCAAAAAAACCUUCCGGUCAAGUACAUCACGCAGCUUUCGGAAGAAUGGAUACAUGCUCUUCUAUGUGAAAGGUUGAGCAGCAGUGGUUAAAGCAGUCAGGAUGAGAAAGUUCCAGUCUCUAAACUCAUCUCGAGUUACACCAUUACACCAUGGGACCUGUCGAGGAACAUCCUGUGAAACCAAUGAUGGAAUCAUGAAGGCGAUGGUCAAGAGCCCUCUUGGUGCACGUGGGUCAGGGGAGACCGGGAAAACAGACGGGGAUACAGCAUUAUUGGCAGCGGCAACAACAGACUUAGACACUGUGGACUCCGAGGACACAGAGGAUGAGGUAAAGGGACAUGGCAGACGACAGGGCUCAGGAUCAGUGCUUGUGUAGCAGACUUCAAAUGUUGCGGGCUCAGGAUCAGGACAUCCAACCCGGCCCCAUCCAAGUGUGACAUCAGAAGCUGCCACGCCCAUGCCCAAAUUGGACACAUUCUCGUUAACAUUUAAAAACAGGAAGAACUAUCGAGAACGAGAAGAGAUCAAGAGAAGACUAGAAGACGAAGGUAACUGCGAAACAAAAUCAGCAAUCAUCUGGCUGGGAUAUCUCCUCACCGGUCUUCCUUUAUCAUUGCAGAGUUGAAGCCAUUCCUGCAGCAACUGGUGGAAAACGGGAUCUUUUUGGUGCUUUUGUUCUAGCAUAAAUAAUUUUGUUCUUUUGUAUAAUAUGAAUAAAUACAUAUGUAGAGUUUUGCCUUCUGAUUUCUGGCCAUAUCAUUUAGUGACUGCAUGUGCUGAUUCCAUCGUUAUUUUAUCUGAUAAUGAGCAAAUUAGUUAAACUU